CGGCUGAUCUGGGUCCGCACCUUUUCCGGUAACACAGCCCCGCCACCGCUGUGCCUGACUGAGCGGCUGGUAGACACAGAGGGAGGAAGACGAGCCGAGAGAGCGGCAAGAGUGGGGGAGAAACGGCCCGGGGGACUGGGGAAUGGUCGCCGCAGACGCAGGGGGAAAGAGAAGAAAGUCGGAUGAAUCAAUGACCUUUUGAGCUCUCCUCCGGUGGAUACCCCGGUACCGAAGCGGACCGGGAGGGCUCCGAAACCGUCGCCGCCUGUUUAGCGAGGGAAAUCGGCGUGCUUCGAAAACCCCGUCGAGGUGGGAGAAACAGGCUAAGUGUGGACAGCCGGCGGCCAAGAAGGAAGUGGGAUCCCCCGGCUUGGCCUGGGCCUGAUUUAUAUUGUCCUCCUCUGGGUUGGAGAGAGAGCGACUUCAACCAGACUCUGCUCGGUCACCUGGGAGGAAAAGAAAAAAAAGCUCUUCAACCAAGAUGGGGAAGAUGCUGUCGAAGAUCUUUGGCAACAAGGAGAUGAGGAUAUUGAUGCUCGGACUUGACGCCGCCGGGAAGACCACCAUCCUGUACAAGCUGAAGCUGGGACAGUCGGUCACCACCAUCCCCACGGUGGGCUUCAACGUGGAGACGGUCACCUACAAGAACGUCAAGUUCAACGUGUGGGACGUGGGCGGCCAGGACAAGAUCCGGCCGCUCUGGAGACAUUACUACACGGGCACGCAGGGCCUGAUUUUCGUGGUGGACUGCGCCGACAGGGACCGCAUCGACGAGGCCAGGCAGGAGCUCCACCGGAUCAUCAACGACCGGGAGAUGCGGGACGCCAUCAUCCUGAUCUUCGCCAACAAGCAGGACCUGCCGGACGCCAUGAAGCCCCACGAGAUCCAGGAGAAGCUGGGCCUGACCCGCAUCCGCGAUAGGAAUUGGUACGUUCAGCCCUCGUGCGCGACGACAGGGGAUGGACUAUACGAGGGCCUGACCUGGCUUACCUCAAAUUACAAAUCCUAAUGUCCCCCCCCCCCCCACCCCCCGGACCCCCCCGGACCACCAGCCUGGACAACAACAACGUAGCAGACAAAAGAGGAAAAUAAGGAUGCAAUUUAAAGCAAUUAAUUCAGCGAUCUCUUUGCUUAAUGUGUAUCACAGAGAGUCGCGACUUACUUAGUUUUUUUUAAUUGCUUCACUUUAAUCCCAAAAUGUUCAGCUAAGCAAAAAAAAUUUUUUUUUUUUGUUUCAUUUAGUUUUCUUUAGUUCUCAAUCUGUGUAAUCGGUUCUGUUUAAUCUACACAUCUUACAUUUGUGCUUUUUGCUGCAUUUGCUUUAGUUUAUUUCCCCUCUUUAUUGUAUCAUUUCUUUUCGAGGGGGACCCUCCUCCUCCUCAUUGAUUUGGUUCUCGUUCUGCUGCAUAUCCAAAAGAAGGGGACAGUCCAGGCAGAGACCGUUUCCUAGAUCAGCAUAUCACUUUCAAGGCCCGAAAAAAAAAAAAAAAAAAAAAGGACGCCUGUGUCGUUUGUCAGAAUGUGUAACCGUGGAGGUGCCAGGACCUUGGCCAACGGCGACUGAUUGUACCGGGUUGAAUGAAUGAGUUCCUCUCUCCCGUGCAGCGACUCCAUCCAUGACGUCUAAUUCACACACUGUGAUAUGGAUUCACACACACACGUACGCAUAUAUAUGUGUUUUAGGUUGCUUCAGGGUCACAACCUGUUGGCGCCGGUCUCCUCAUCCCCACUCUUGUUUCUCUCAGAGCUUCCAUUAAGUGUUUGUGGUUUCAGCUGCCUUAGGACGGACCGGGGUUCCAGGUGCCGCCCCCAGAAACUGAGACGGCCGCAGAAGGCCGAGAAGGGUAUUCUCAGCCGCUGAGUUUGCACUUUGAAUGGGGAGAGGAGGAGGAGGAGGAGUUUGAGGGGGGGUGAGCAACUUGCCGGUUGUGCAAAUUUUUCACUUUUUCUUGAACUGACUUUUGGACUCCGGCGAGGUUUACGAAGUUCCCCCCCUUCCCCCUCUUCCCUCCGGUCGCCUCCAUAACAGGUGCUUCUUUACAUCACCAGCCCGUUCAAGGUCCUGCAGUCAGUUCUGUUGAUACUUUAAAACCAUAUUGCUGUUUAAUUCUCUUCUCCCCUCCACAUUUUUUUUUUCUUUUCUUAUGCUAUGCUGUUGAAAUAAUAAAAGAAAUAUAUAUCCAGAUCA
Molecule: messenger RNA, 2188 nt
Organism: Fundulus heteroclitus (mummichog)
Lineage: Eukaryota; Metazoa; Chordata; Actinopteri; Cyprinodontiformes; Fundulidae
Gene: arf6a
Product: ADP-ribosylation factor 6a
Exons: 3
Coding region: 482-1009 (175 amino acids)
Biological process (GO): vesicle-mediated transport; intracellular protein transport
Cellular component (GO): cytoplasm
Molecular function (GO): GTP binding; GTPase activity
Source: RefSeq, a predicted model, not a curated record